Molecule: messenger RNA, 6917 nt
Organism: Liolophura sinensis
Lineage: Eukaryota; Metazoa; Mollusca; Polyplacophora; Chitonida; Chitonidae
Product: F-BAR and double SH3 domains protein 2-like
Exons: 19
Coding region: 55-2241 (728 amino acids)
Biological process (GO): neuromuscular synaptic transmission; regulation of actin filament polymerization
Cellular component (GO): neuromuscular junction; recycling endosome
Molecular function (GO): protein binding
Source: RefSeq, a predicted model, not a curated record
UGGCGGACUUACCAGAGCGGACUGUACGGUGAGAGCGAUUCGAAGUGUGAAUGAAUGAAGAUGACAUCGGAGAAAAUGCAACCACCGCCUAGGAAGGUCAAACCAACUGUUGGCAUCAAAAAUAUUCACUCAGAACAAGCGGCUAAAUUACAAGCCAAGCAUCAGCAAGAAUGUGAUCUUCUCGAUGAUAUCCGGACAUACAGUAAACAAAGGGCCGUUUUAGAGAAGGAAUAUGCUCAGGGUUUACUCAAACUAUCCGGUCAGCUGUUAAAGAGAGAGUUCUCUCCCCCUCCCGAACUGAACGUUGGUGAUGGCACGGGAUACAAGACCGCUGUCACUGUGUGGCGCUGUAUCUUGGAAGAGACGGAGCGAGUGGCCAGAGCACGGCUGCAGGCUGCUGAAGUUUACCAGGAUAAAAUCUUCGAAGUUUACAAACCACUUAAAGCUGCCAAAGUUCAGGUUCUGAAGAAGGUUAAUGAUCAGCUUGCCACAAUCCAAACAGAAGUGUCGCAGAGCGUCCGAGAGAUGACCAAAGCUCAUAAGGUUUACGCCGUGGACGAAGGUUUGGCUCAUGAGGCCAGGACGAAAGCCUCUGAGGCAGAAGAGAGAUUAAAAAGGAAAUCCACAGGUCUUUUUCAGUCAGUUGCUUCUCUCCAGAGGAACUGUGCCAAACUCAACUCACGGCGGGAAACCUGUGAAGUGAAGGCGACGGGAUCUCGGAACGAGUACAUCCUCAACCUAGCAGCUGCCAAUGCUCAUCAGAUUCGCUACUACAGCACAGAUCUCCCUUACCUCAUGACGAUGUUGGAUGGUGAAGUUUAUGACAAAGUUCAAGAUUUCUUCACCCUGAUCGGGAAGACAGCGGUGGAAACAAGCGGGAUGGAGCAGGAGUGUUUUAGCCGAGUUCUGGCCCAGUCAGGAUUAGUGAACCGACAGUACAAUUUACAGUGCUUCCUGCAUGAUAACCUUGUUUUUACGGAUCUUGUGCAAUAUCAGUUUGAUGCUUGCCACGGUGAUACGUGCAAUAAAGUCAGUAAGGAUCAUAAUGCUGAGCAUGCCGUGGAAAAAGAGGCUAGGAAGUGGGCAACGAAAAUCGCCAAAGAAACUAGAGCUAUCAAAGAUUACAACAAAACCCUCAAAGCUUUACAAACUGGAGAAUAUAAGCCAGAGUCACCCCAGGAAGGUAAAGAUGGCAAAGAUGCUAACAACUUUGACCCAGAACAGAAGAUGGAAGAGCUGCGGCAGAGUAUUAGGAAGGCAGAGACAGCAAAGAUGAAAGCGGAAGCUAGAAUAGAAGCCCUAAGGGUGGCAGGAGUGAAUGUUGAUGAGUGGCUGACCAGCACGCAAAUGGACACUUUGGCCAUUGAGGAUGAGGAUUUGCCCCGCACACCCAGCCAGGUCUCCUUAAGGACAGAGAGCUCAGGAGGGCAUAGUGAAGAUCACGAAUCCACUUAUAAAAACUUUGAAGAGGAGGAUGAUGACUUUAUGGAUGACACAUUUGACACGUCAAGAGAGAGUUUUCAUUCUGGCAAACAGUAUCCCAUCAAUUGUGUGGCUCUCUACACAUUCCAGGCGAGUAACCCUGAUGAGCUGGGUAUAACAGAGGAGGAGAGUUUAGAACUGAUUGCUGAUGGAGACGGAGAUGGAUGGGUAAAGGCUAGAAAUGCAUCCGGAAAGGUUGGUUACAUUCCUGAGAUCUAUGUCAAGAUGGCAGAUGAGCAUUCUCCUCCUCACUCAGGGGAGAGUUACAAUGGUAACUCAGGGGGGAUAACUAUGCCUUCUGCAUGUGAGUAUUCCCCUGCGUCAGGGGGCAGCGAUCCAACUCAUGAUGUCUCCUCAUCGUAUUCCUCCACGGACUAUGAGGUUCAGCAGACUACCCAGCAGAUGCCAGCUGAUAACGGGCAGGUCCCGUCUGCAGAAGGGUUUUGGUGCCGAGCUCUGUAUGAUUACGAGGGCACCAGCGAGGAGGAGUUGAGUUUCCAGGAAGGAGCGCUGAUUCGCGUUGUCCGUAAGGAUGAGAAUGGUAUUGAUGACGGCUGGUGGGAGGGAGAACUGAAUGGAAAAUUUGGCGUCUUUCCCUCUUUAGUGGUCGAGGAGAUGAUGGAUGAAUCUGAGAAUCAAUACGUAACCUGGGAGGAAUACAACUAUUACAACAGUCAUCAAGGUCACACUCAAGGUCAUCCAUAUACAAACGGCUGCCCCAGGAUCACAGUGACGAAGACGUACGAAUCAUUUGCUUGAGAUCAUUUCCCUUAGCAACGGACAUUUUUUCUCUGAAAAAAAGAUGGCUUACUGGGAGAACCACAUGCUAAUCUCUAUCUCUUUUUUUUAAUUUUUAUUUUGAUGAUUAUAAUCAAGUGCCAACUUUUUGUUUUGUCACCAUCACCUGAUUCACCAAGGACUAUAAAGGCACCAAAGACACCAUUUCAGUCUUACUGAAUACACUGAUCUCUAUGCAUAGAUCUGUUCUCGAUAUUGCAUUCUUAACAGAUUUGGGACUGUGUGCAUUUUGAACUAAGACGUUCGAUCUCACAAAUGUUUCUUUGUGGAUCAGAUGCUAGCUCAGUUGCAGUAUACUGUAUAUACAUUUGGACUGUUGUCUAAGCACUUUAAAAAAGCACAUUCCUUGGACGUCAGUUUUGCAACAUUGCACAGGACCUGGUUUGUGUUCAGUGUUUGAACAUGGACCAUGAUGGUGCAUAAUCUUUUGGACAAAGUGCUUGUGUGACAGAGAUUUAAAAUUUGUAAAUAGUUUAGGAAAUCUUUGGAAGUACAUGUGGAUGUGGCGGACCAGGUAGUCAUGCUUAGCAUAUGUUCUAGUAUGCGGAUUAGUUACCAGUGUUAUUCAUGUGUGUGAUAAUUGACCGUGAGUUCUAGUCAGAUGUAUGGAACUUUGGUGAAAUCUGUUUAUACGGAAUUGGUCAGUUAAUUUGUGAACUCUUUGGAAAACUGCCGGUUUUGUAAACACUUGUGAAACACUGCAUGGUGAAUAUGGUGUUUGUUUGUCAGUAUUGGUGCAUGUAAUGCUCUUCAGGGUGUUUACAGAAAUUGGUGCAUUGAAAUAUCUCGAAAGAUCGUCUCAUCAUGUAUGUCAUUCUGUAAUUGUUAUAUUGUACUUGUUUCUAUUAUACAUCUAUAUACAUGUUUGCACACCUAUCCUUGUACAUGUAUUUGGAGAUUGUCCUUGAUUGUACAACUUUGCUAACAUAUAGUAGUACAUAACAUAUCUUUGAGGUUUCUGUAGUUUUCAAAUCAAGCUGUUUGACGCUGAAUUUGCUUUGUGAAAAAUGACUUUGAGCUGGGUUAACAUUGCCAGCUUGAAUUCACAACAAAGGCCGAGAAGUCGAGAAAAGUCAAGAAGCUUUUUUCGCACUUAUAUAUGUCAGGACAUCUUCUAAACAGCAUGUCAAGAAAUAAUGAAAAUUUAAAACAAACGUUUCCUGUAUGCUUUAACCAAACAAGAUAUUGGGUGAUUUUAAGAAGCAUGAUUGGCAUGGUAACCUUUGAGGUUACAUAUGUAAGGUAUUGGUUUGCUAUAAUCACUGUUUGAAAAAGAUCUCAGCAUGUAGCUAAACUUGACGUGUAGGGUGAGUUGUUUAGUAUUCAUCCAGUUACUUAUUAACUGGUAAUUAUUUAUGCAAUACACCUCAAAUAAUUGAAUAUUGAGAGUGAAAUGUAUCAAAUUUUUCUGAUCGUAAAAUGAAAGGCAUCCACACGUAUAUGAGCUAGGAAAAUUAGGCUUAGUUGUAACACUUUAAUGAAUGGUGUAUGAAUAUCUGUGCAGGAAAAGCGAUGUUGGGCUGCAAAAUAUUGGCUUCAAUGACAUGAAUUAUGAAGGUGUACCUUUACCGACAAAAUGGACUGAUCACCAUAAUGUUUAUAAAAUGAUGGGCAAAUGUGAAAGGCGUAUGAUAUAUUGACUUUGGAUAGGAUCCAGCAGAUUUUGAUUUUCUUGAAAGUUGAUUGGCAAUUUCGUGUUGUAUUGUGGAAUCUCUUGAUAUAUGUUGCAAAGCCCAUGAAUCUGUCUUUUGUCUUAAUAUCUGUCUUUGCAUUCUGCAGUUGGCAGUCUAAUCCAUCUUGGUAUUGAUUUUGUACACACAUUAUGACAACAGUAUUCGUAUUCAGAAUACACAGGCUUUGCGUUAUGCAUCAGUCUGGAAGCUAUAAUGUACUUACUCUGCUUUAUAGAGAGAGACGUAUUGGAGAAAGUUUUUAUUUUGCUAAUAUUCAUUAGUCUGGUAUUUUAUAUAGCAAUUUGCACAGAGCUUUGUAGUCAUUUGAGGUUUGUCUCACUAAAGUAUGUUGAACCUUGGUUAUUCUUUUUUGAAAGUUUCCAUAGCUUGGCUUUAUAUAAUUCUCUCUUUAUAUUUACAUGAAACUUUCUAAUAUUUAUGUAUAGUUUGUGUACAUACAAGCAAAAUCUCACAGCCUUGUUAUUUGUUUAUCUUGUUAUAUCUUUGCUCUAUCCUUGUGGUAUAUUUAAAAAUAUAAAGAUAUAUAUCUGGUUUACAUGUAUCUCAGAUUUGUUUUUAACUUUAGGCCUAUAUUCUCUCGCCUAUUAUCCUCAGCUGUACCUAAUUGUGAGACAGGACAUGCUGUGGGAAUUAAUAGAACUAAGAUGUUGAGUAGUUAAGUGAUGAUGAAUUAAAGCUGAUACAUGUGAUUCAUCCUGUACAUAACUGACCAGUCAAGAGCUGAGUUCAGUCUAUUUCAGUCUUGAAAUGUCUGCGCAAGCUUUCGCAAAUCAGUAGGAAAUGUAAUACAUGCAAUUCGAUGUUCAAUGCAAAUAUGUCCCUAUUUUGACACUUGUGAAGAUGGGAUUCACAUACAUAUAAAUAUAGAUGAGCUAGAGUAUGCUGUCAUACUGCUCAGCUUGACCCACAUCACAUGAUGGACCAGUGCAGAUUCACACCUUGUGUGAACUUCAUGUAAGCAAGCCUUGGAAAUGCAAAACAGCAUGAUAUUCUGGAGGAACAUGGGAAUGGAACCUGGCCAAGAUAAAUACAAUGCAAGUAGAUUCUGUAGCCUGAUCAGUGAGUUUAUCACAGUUGUCAAGUAUCUCAGAUUCAGUGUCAGUUGGAUUCUGUAUCCUGAUCAAUGAGUUCAUCACAGUUGUCAAGUAUCUCAGAUUCAGUGUCAAGUGGAUUCUGUAUGCUGAUCAAUGAGUUCAUCACAGUUGUCAAGUAUCUAAGAUUCAGUGUCAAGUGGAUUCUGUAUCCUGAUCAAUGAGUUCAUCACAGUUGUCAAGUAUCUCAGAUUCAGUGUCAAGUGGAUUCUGUAUCCUGAUCAAUGAGUUCAUCACAGUUGUCAAGUAUCUCAGAUUCAGUGUCAAGUGGAUUCUGUAUACUGAUCAGUGAUUUUAUCGCAGUUGUCAAGUAUCUCAGAUUCAAUGUCAAGUGGAUUCUGUAUACUGAUCAGUAAUUUUAUCACAGUUGUCAAGUAUCUCAGAUUGAAUAUCUGUAGCAGAUUCUGUAUCCUCAUCAAUGAUUUUAUCACAACUGUGAAGUAUCUCAGAUUCAGUGUAAAGUAGAUUCUGUAUCCAGAUCAGUGAGUUGAUCACAGUCACAGAGAAUUUCAGAUUUAAUGUCAACAAGAACCUUGACCCUGAUCAAUGAUUUUUAUUACCGUUGUGAAGUCUCUCAGAUUCAAUAUUUCAAGCAGAUUCUGUAUUUUGAUCAAUGAGUUAAUUACAGCUCUAGAUUAUCUCAGAUUCAAUAUGUCGAGUAGAAUCUGUAUCCUAAUCAUCAGGUGUGAAAUAUCUCAGAUUUAAGGUCAACUAGAAUCUCUGUCCGAUUCAGUGAUGUAGAAUCUGUAGUCUGAUCAAUGAGUUCAUCUCUAGUUCAAAAAUUAAGAACUGUUUACACGGAGUAUUAUAUGCGCCCAUAGUUUUGCAGACGCAAUUUGAUGUUUUCACAAAGUUUGUUUUUCUACAAAUGCAAUAUCGCACUAUUUGUAAGGAGAAUGUACGUGUAGUUUUAAUUGUUGUGUUAUACAUCUGAUCAGUGCCUCUUCGUUUUCUUCUGGUUACAGAUUUAAGACAUGUUAUGUGAAAAUUUUCAUUGUUAUUUUGUAUUAAUUUUUUUUAUUGGUAAUGAUGCACUAGUCAUUUUACUAUAAUGUACAAGAAUGCCACAAAUGUUAGAUUGGUACAUUCCUGGAUAAAUUAUAUGCAAGACAGUCUAAUGAGUGUGUUAGGUAACUCAAUGUGUAGAAGGUGAAAAUAAGGAAAAUCUCUUGCAAAACGUAUAGUGUUAUAUCAUUAAAUAUUUCAUCAGGAAGUUCAGGCGUGUGAUGGAUAGUUUUUAGCUUCCUUGUACUAUUGUCUAUGUCAUUUUGAUAUGAAGUGUAUUAAAGAAAACUGCAUUUAAUGUGGGAUAAUUCCUUCCUUUCUCAGCAAAAGACUGUAUUUACACUCAGAGGAUUGUAAAUACAUGCAGAAUUGAGUUUAACACACUAGGUGCAGAUGGUACCUGUGCUGGUGUCGGUCACCCAACCAUCUGCUCGUGAAUUGUUCUCAUGCCCUACCCACCUACAGCAAACCUGUAAACACAUACCAUAUAUGCCACAUUAAGUCUGCUUUUUUGGCUCGCCUGUAUAAAGUGCAGGCGUAGCUUGUGUUGUACCCUGAGCGUCGGCGUCCAAUAAUAGAGAAAGCAAUGCUAAACAAAGUUAUUUGGUGUGAUAUCUUUAAAUGUACUGCAGAUAUAGAGCUCAGGGUUUGCACACAUGUAGAGCACCAUAGCACGAGGGGUAUAUUCAUUGGAUGUGUGCAUAUUAAGUACCAUAAAUUACUGAAUUCCUGACUUGUGUUGUGUGUAAGAAUCAAUAUUAAAGAAAGUAUUAAAUCAAAUUAAACAAAGGGAUGGUUUCUUAAAAAGUACUGCAUAUACUGAGCUCAGGGUUUGCACAAAGGUAGA